AUGGGCCCGGGUCCCUGCGCUGCCGCUGAGUGUGUUGGGCGUCAACAAACAACAAACACUGUAGAGGAGCCACUCGAUCUCAUCAGACUCAGUCUAGAUGAGCGAAUCUAUGUCAAAAUGAGGAAUGACAGAGAGCUUAGAGGCAGGCUACAUGCAUAUGAUCAGCACUUAAAUAUGAUUUUGGGUGAUGUGGAAGAAACUGUAACUACAAUAGAGAUUGAUGAAGAAACUUAUGAAGAAAUCUAUAAAUCUACCAAAAGGAAUAUUCCGAUGCUGUUUGUCAGAGGUGACGGCGUUGUGCUUGUAGCUCCCCCAUUGAGGGUUGGUUGAAGCAGCGAAGGAUUUAACCCUGUUGGAAAAUUUCAGGCUUUUGGACAUUGGUUCAUGUUUCAAUC
Molecule: messenger RNA, 395 nt
Organism: Chaetura pelagica (chimney swift)
Lineage: Eukaryota; Metazoa; Chordata; Aves; Apodiformes; Apodidae
Gene: LSM3
Product: LSM3 homolog, U6 small nuclear RNA associated (S. cerevisiae)
Exons: 4
Coding region: 1-330 (109 amino acids)
Biological process (GO): mRNA splicing, via spliceosome; P-body assembly
Cellular component (GO): U6 snRNP; P-body; Lsm1-7-Pat1 complex
Molecular function (GO): RNA binding
Source: RefSeq, a predicted model, not a curated record